Molecule: messenger RNA, 549 nt
Organism: Oppiella nova
Lineage: Eukaryota; Metazoa; Arthropoda; Arachnida; Sarcoptiformes; Oppiidae
Source: the annotation of a GenBank genome assembly
AAGCGAGCCGUCAAUUCAACAAAGGAGUCAAAGGAGUCGACGCAACCAAAGACUAAUUCAACGGAUGAAGCAGAAGAAGUACACGAACUCUUAAGAGUCUAUUUGUCACGAGAAGACGUACCGCCGCCCGAAAGUAAAGCACAAUCGGCUCAAACACCUACUCAGACAACUGUAGGCAAAGUCUCGUCAAAGGUUUGCGUGUCUCAGACCAGGUAUUAUGUAUUAGUGACGGCCCUAACAAUUCUUACAUCAAUUCUGAUGGUCAUGAGUGCGACCGUAGCUCUCGUGUACUUCAAGAGAACUAAAUCUGCGACAAAACAAAUUGAUUUCGUUGUUCCCGCACAAACAAAUGGCAACUUCUAUGUGAAUCAGUACCGAACGCCGCAAUCGUUGGCCUCACACCACAAGUUUGACGAUCCGAGUGAACCCAUAUAUACUGAUCCCUCACUCUUUGAGCGCUCGCGAAGUCUGAGGAGUCUUACUGUUUCCAACUCCGCGGACGUCCGGUCGGACCAACUGUCCCAACUGUCCCACCAUUUGCCCGAUCAA